Dentiscutata erythropus is the source of this 1395-nucleotide messenger RNA. NCBI's taxonomy places the organism in Eukaryota, Fungi, Glomeromycota, Glomeromycetes, Diversisporales, Gigasporaceae. The record is from the annotation of a GenBank genome assembly.
AUGUUUGUAUAUCCGAUAGACAUCGAUUACGAUCUAAGCCCGUAUUAUAAUAAUAAUCGUCGUCGUCGUUACUACAAUCCUCAACCUUGCGCAUAUUCGUAUCCAAGCUCUCAACCGUUCUUAAGUUUCCAAAAUCCUCCAAGUAGACAUUAUCCUAAUCCAUACCAUCUCCACGAAUCUUAUUAUGAUCCAGAGAAUAUAUUAAAUUUGGUCUCUGGUCUUAACCAUAACCAAAAUCAUAAUGAAAGACAUCAUAAUGAAAGAUUUAAUAAUGGAAGACAUCAGAAUGAAAGACAUAACAAUGGAAGAUAUCACAACGAAAGACAGAGUGAAGAGAAAGACUACGAGAAGGAAAAGAGAAAAAAUGGAUUUAGAAGAGUAAAAAUUUUCGGCCCUGAGGAUGAACCAAUUAAGAAUAACCAUAAGAAUAAUAAUGCCCUCACUAAACAACAAGCUGCAAAAAAAAUAUAUAACUUUCUAAAAUAUCAACCUUCAACGCGUAGAGCUCGAAAAACCCUUGGAAGACUCUUACACCUUCGUAAUAUACAAAAUCAACUAAUUUCCUUGAGUUCUCAAAUUUCAAAUUUCGAGACGCUUACUUUUACGAGUAAAGAUGCCAAAAAACAAAUAUUACCAAUUUCGAAAAGUAAUAAAAUGUUUCUUACACAAGAAGACGCUAUAUUGAGAAUUCUGGAUCAACUAGAUAAAGUACAAAGUGAAGGAAAUGAGAUCGUUCGGGAAAGAAGAAAAGAAAUUGUUAAAAUUGCUCAAAAAAUAUUGGAAGAAUUGGAUGCUGAAAAGGAGAGGCAGUGGAAAUUAUUUUGUGAUAGUACAGAAAAUAGUGAAAAUAUUGAAAAAAUGGAUGAUGAAAAGGAGGAUAUAGCUACUGAAAACAUCGAAGGUGAUAAAAAGGAUAUAGUUAUUGAAGAAGUUACCGACAAAGAUAUUAUUGAAAAAAUGGAAGACGAUAAAGAGGAGGACGUAGUUAACGAAGAAGUUAACGACGAAAUUAUUAAUACUUCAAAUGAGGCAUCAGAGAUAGAAGGAAUUAAACCAUAUACAAUUUCAUCACCAGACGAAACGAAUGUUGAAAAUAAAGUUGAAAACGUGAAAAACAUCAAUACAGGCGACGAUGAAAAAGAUUUUGAUUUUAUUGACGACAUCACAUCUGAUUCUAAUUCAUCUAUAAAUCUUAACGAUGAAGAAACAGUGAAUGUUCGCGAGCCGUUAAUUGUUGCCGAAAAUACAGAAGAAAGCAAUGAAGCUGCCUUAACUGAAAUUAAAGAAAAAUCUCAAAGUGAUGAACAGACUAUUCUAUCACCUAUGGAGGACGUGGAAGAUAUAAAUAAAGAGAACGAUGAUGCAUUUGUGAUUGUUAAUAAUUCUUCAAAUUAG